Ailuropoda melanoleuca (giant panda) is the source of this 6998-nucleotide messenger RNA. RefSeq names its product ras homolog family member H (gene RHOH). NCBI's taxonomy places the organism in Eukaryota, Metazoa, Chordata, Mammalia, Carnivora, Ursidae. Gene Ontology annotation, biological process: small GTPase-mediated signal transduction. The record is from RefSeq and is a predicted model, not a curated record. Bases 1318 to 1893 code for a protein of 191 amino acids. Gene Ontology annotation, molecular function: GTPase activity; GTP binding. The transcript has 3 exons.
UCAGGGAUUUGAGGCAUGGGGGAGUGUGCGCACGUCAUGAUAUUUAUCAUUCUAGGCAACUUCACCGUAACCUAGAUGCAGAUGGUCUCUACACCUGCAUUGCACAGAAGGAAAAAAAAAAGUAAAUUUGUGUUUAGAGGCAAAUAAUGAAACUGUGAGGAGUCUGAAAACAACUCAGUCACCUACCUCAUAACGCAGGUGCUGGUCCAAAAAAGGGUGAAUUCAUGGUGGGGCUGCCUCAGCUUCUUGCUCUGGCUGAGUCAGUUCUUUCUAAAUUAUUACUUGAUAGCUAUUAAUAAAUCAAAGAAAAACAAACUACCCACCUACUGUUUUCCCUCCACAGUUAGUAUGUUCACCAAGCUGACGUGUAUGUUCUAAGGUGUUUUUUUUCCUAAGCUGAAAUGAACUAAGACCAGUUAGAGGAGUGGACUUUUUUUUUUCUUUCUUUCUUUCUUUUUUUUUCCCCCUGCUUUAUUUCACUCCCUUAAGGAAUCAUCUGGGUUUUUCACUCUUCCUUUCCUCAGUUUUACACAGGUGAUUUGUUGGUGGGAAACAGAGGGGCCUCUUAUCUGGGAAAGUUUUCAUAUUGUCACGGAGAGAAAUGCACGUGCGCCUGCACACACACACACACACACACAUACGGGUAAACCCACACAAAUGAAAUCCCCUCUUCAGAGAAGCCAGCUACAGGAAAUUGACUUAUGCACAGGAACUUGCUAAUCUCUAUCGUCACGUUCGGAUUGUUCCUGCCACCUCAGUCACCGCACACGCUAAACCCAACCAUCUUGGGCUGGAUUCUCUACUAGUUCAACUCUGGCAUUCUUGGUUCUUCCAACGUGAAUCAGGUAUAUUCUUGGGGAGGAAGGAAACGUUGAUCCCAGAAGGAAAUCCUAACAGUGAAAGGGCUCGGGCAGCUUUUGCUUUUACUUACCUGCACUGAACAGAUUAACUUCCGGAGUCAGGCAUUUUGGUGUCAAGAAAUUUCUUCGGCAUUCUACAACAGUUCCCAAAGUGGCCGGGAUCCAUUAGAAACUGAAGCUGCUGUCUGUGGCCUUCCCCACUUCGUGGAGCAGAAGCCAACAGAGAGCUGUUGGAAAGUGAGCAUUCACACAUCAGUUGAAGACUGGCCUUUGGAACUUUUCAAUGUAGAUCGCGCGUCUCCCUUGGAUGGACGGGGAGAAUUGGUGUCGGGGGUGCUGAGAACACAACCCACUCCAGGUUUCAUUCCCUGCGUUGAAUGGCCUUCGCUUCAGCAGCCCACUGAGGGCCCUUUCCCUUGGGAUUCUGAACUUGCAACUAGGACUCCAGGCUGGGAAGAUGCUGAGUUCCAUCAAGUGUGUGUUGGUGGGAGAUUCUGCUGUGGGGAAAACCUCUCUGCUGGUGCGCUUCACUUCAGAGACCUUUCCUGAAGCUUACAAGCCCACAGUGUAUGAGAACACAGGUGUGGACGUCUUCAUGGAUGGCAUCCAGAUCAGCCUGGGCCUCUGGGACACAGCGGGUAACGAUGCCUUCCGAAGUAUCCGCCCCCUGUCCUACCAGCAGGCAGACGUGGUGCUGAUGUGCUACUCCGUGGCCAACCAUAACUCUUUCUUGAGCCUGAAGAACAAGUGGAUUGCCGAAAUCAGGAGCAACUUGCCCUGCACCCCCGUGCUGGUGGUGGCCACCCAGACGGACCAGCGGGAGGUGGGGCCCCACAGGGCCUCCUGCAUCAAUGCCAUAGAAGGGAAAAAACUGGCCCAGGAAGUGAGAGCCAAGGGCUAUCUGGAGUGCUCGGCCCUCAGCAACCGGGGGGUGCAGCAGGUGUUCGAGUGUGCCGUCCGGACUGCCGUCAACCAAGCCAGGAGACGCAACAGAAGGGGGUUCUUCUCCAUUAACGAGUGCAAGAUUCUCUAGCCUCCCAGAGAUCCCACCCGUCCUCAUUUACUCCCCCCAAAGACUCAAGGGGCCAGGGAGAGCAGGCAAGCCCGCAAGGACUGAGGCUCUUUCUAGGUACGUCCGUCAUAGCACUUGCCUUAGGAAGUGCUUACCGUCGUUGAUGAGACUUGGCCACGGGCUGUUUUUAUGAAAUACACUCUACAAAUGAACCUCUUGACCAGUCCGAUUAGAAGGUUCUAUAACGAAGAUUUCCAUCUUCGAUUAAAAAACAAAGUAGUCUCCAUCAUUUUGGACAAAGAAGUGAGUUUUUCCAAGAAUUCCAUAUUUAAAGACACAUUGUAUUUAAAUGAUAACACAAUGUAUAGCUCUUAUAUGUAAUGAGUUUUUACAUUUGGAAAAUUCCCUACAGGGUCCCACACACAAACUGCUGUAUGAGUGACAUAACCCUCUGGGGGCUCUGCCAAAGGCUUGUAGUGUUUUCCCCUAAAGUAGUGAUUUUUAUGGAGACCACUUGCCUGCUAGAUAUUACUAGGUGAUCAAAUUUUAAAAUGACCAUAGCCGGAUCUUUGCAAUUACUUUUCCAUCUGCCUGUUAUUCAGAGUUGUACAUAAAAUACGGUUCAAUAACAUAAGAUUCUUUAAUGCUGCCUAAUUAAAAAUUAAAAUUUUAAACAGCUGUCACUAGAUUUCUCUAUAGUUAUAUUUUUUUAAAAAAAGCAUUUCUUGUUUAUGAUACUACCUUUUACCCAAAGAAAUCCAAUUGUGCAGUAAGCAUUCCUCCCUCAUUCACCAAGAUACACUGAAGGGAAGCCUACCAGGUAGGGAAUCAGACUGUGCCGAUGGAGCAGAAGCGAGGAAGUCUUACCUUCAUUUCAGGAACCGGUGCACUUUGCUUGCCUCUUCCAACACCAUGCUUCCUAGCUGGUUGUACGUCUUCCAGAGAAGAGCAGGCUCCAAUUUCCGCAUGAUGGGAAUUUAGCAAAUUUGCUAUUUAAGUGCUGAACUGAGCUGGCAGGGCAACAGAAGUUAUUAAUGUUAGGAUUCAAUCCAGAUCACUGGGAAGGCAUCUACAUAUAUGUGUGUGUGUGUGUGUGUGUGUGUGUGUGUGUGUGUGUGUGUAAGGGGGGAAAAGGUGGGAACUUAUCAUUUUUACUAUUUCAUGAAUAUGAAACACCUGAGUGAAAAAAAAGAAUUCACAGAUUCCAAGUACAGGGAUCCGGCAAACUGUAGAGCAAUUGUUCAGAUAAUAAAAAGUUAUCAGGAGAAAGACUGAAUACAGAAGGACACAUCUUGCCCUCCUCCAACCCCGUUCUAUUGAAUAGCUUAAAAGAACGAUUUCGCUCAGCUGUUAAAGUUGAGAAUAGAGGACCAUGUAACCGGAGGGGGAAAUUGUGAAGGUGGGCACCCAGGUAUUGCAUUUGCUCACCUAAUUGAAUAAAACUUAGAACUACUCUGAACCACAUUUGUUAAAGUAUGUCAUUGUUUUUGCACAACACAGCCAAUCGCAUACACAUGGUAAGAGAGUGGGCACGAAUGACCAUAACUUAUGUUAACCAUAAGCAACCCGAUUUUUUAGUUUCCUUAUGUGCUCAGUCCUUUACAGCUAUAAUCAGCGUCAAGACCAGAUUUGCGCUCAUCCCCAGACUCCUUUCUCUUCCUUCCUACAUCCAGGAAAAGGCUCGGGACCUGGAUCUUAGUCUCUGGGGGCCAAGGUUCCCUUAGUUUCCUGGGGCUGAUGUCUCUGCCUUCACCUAGACAUCUCCAGCCCUCCAGUCCUGUGGCUUGUCCUCACCUCUGUGUCACCCGUGUGCCUGGCUUGAGAGUGGCUACUUCCAGCUAUCCGGAGAGUGGGAGGGCUUGAAAGCAGACCAAGCAGGGGAGGUGAGGACAGCUCAUCUCCUCUGAUUUCCUUGUUGAUCCCGACCCUUUCCUCCCACAUAGGAACAGUCUUAAAGCACUCAGGUAGGUUUUCCUUCAGGGGCCAGUCUUUAGGGUGGAGGGAUAUUUAACAUGUUGGCAGGAAUGAAUUUCUGCUUACUAAAAUUGGCUGUCCCCAGGCUUUUCAUCCUUUCUUGCUGAAGCGAGAUGGGAGAGGUGGAUUGUCUGAACAUGGGAGGGCCCGGGUACCUGAUUCUAAGUGAGGGAAGUGAUUCCCUGGUGGAAGGGAAGGAAGAAGGGCAAGCCAGAGAGAGCACAGUCAAACGGCUUUGCCUUCACCAGGGCAGGAGCCAAGCUUAAAGGCUCCCCCUGGGUAUUCUUGCAUGUGAGAACAGGAAUCCAUGUAUAAGUCCUCCACAAAGACCUGGCAGAAAUUGAGGCCAACUGGUGUCUGUCUCCCUUGCUAGACCCUGAGUUCUCGAAGGCAGAGGCACCUCCCAUGCGUCUUAGCAUCCCCAGGGCCUGGCGUAGGGAAGGAACUGUAGCUAAACAAAGUUGUGUUGCACUGACUUGGAAAGAGAGACAGGAUUUGGGCUGCUAUGCUGCGAGGUGGCUAUGAGAGGGAAGCAGACCCUUGCCAGCCUAGUGGGGUAGGAAGUGAGAAGAAGUCAUUUUGUUGGAGUCCACGCAGUGCACGUUCUACAUGAGUGUAUAUAUGUUUUGCCUGCCUAGAUUCGGGCAUAUGUUUCUUGCACUUCAAAACUCACUGUGCCAUGUUGUAGACUAUUAUAUGCUGAUCCUUAACUAUUCCAAGUAGCAACGUUAAAUAUGCUCGUUUACAUUAUAGAAUCGAUUUGAGUGCUUGAGUAAUUCAUCCUAUUCGGUUUUACUUUAUACUGACUAUCUAAAUAGGGCAGCAGAGGGGCGCAUGGAUGGCUCCAUUGGUCGAGCAUCUGACUUUGAUUUCGGCUCAGGUCAUGAUCUUGAGGUAAUGAGAUCAAGUCCUGGGUUGGGCUCCACCCGCUGAGCUUGGAACCUGAAGAUUCUCUCUGCCCCUCCCCCCCCAACUCAUGCUCUCUCAAUAAAUAAAUAAAUAAAUAGGGCAGCAGAAUUGAGUAUGGUGAAACAGUAAGGGCAGUAAUGGGCUGAACAGUAAGAAAGCCAAAGGCAUCCUAAUGGUUCAAGUCCAUUGAGCACUUCCCAUGUGCCGGGCUCUAUACUAAGCACUUGAGUGUGCGUUAUCAUAUCAUAGGUAUAGGUAUAGGUGUAUAGGUGUAUAGGUGGCCACACUAAUAAGUACCAUCUUACACGAGGAAACUGGGGCUCGGCAUGUUGAUGUGACAUGUCUAAGGCCAGGGAGCAGAUGAGUGACAGCACCAGGAGUCUUGGGCAGGUCUGUAUGACUACGAAGCUCUGCUCAAAACCGCUGCACCCCACUUCCUCCCAGAGCAGCCCGAUCGUGUGUAUGGCCCUGCCACAUCCGAUCUCAUGAAGCAUUGUAGACCCCACCCCCACCAGUCAGGUGGCUUGUAUUUUAAACAUCAUUUUAAAUAAAAUAUUCCAAUCUGAUCUUAGUCCUCCCUUUUUAUCUUCCUUCCUGGUAAUGCAAACAAGAUCCUUCUUAUUAAGAGAGCACCAUUGUUUGCAAAAAGCCCCUGCUCUAACCCUUGGCUUUUAGGUAUAAUUUCAUAGGUUAUUUGUAUGUGGCAUGGUGGAGAUGAAAUACAUUAUGAUAUGAUGCUAUAAAAGCUUGGAAAAUAUUCUCUUUUUCUUAUCUCAUUUUUCUAUCCCUCAGGUGUCACAUAUUUCCUUUGAAUGAGGGAGUAACAGGGGAGAGAAGAACCUGGUUCUUCCCUUUUAAGGAUUUGGUAGCAAGGAAGGGCAUUGAGCCAGCAUGAGAUCUGUAGGGCCAUGAUCGGCAGGGGCCAGGGCAUCUGUGAGUGUUCAUUCCCAAUGCCGAGAAGGCUGUCCUAUGAGUUGAGUUGGAUCAUAAUGGCUCAAGGGUAGGGCCUUAUUUUUACUCGGGUUGUAUCUCUUCUGCUAAAGCAAAGCAUAAUCACUGACCAAGAUCUUGAGCAGUUUUUCACCAGAAAAGAUAAAAUGAACCCUAGAAUUUACUUGUGAUAUAAGUUCAUACAGAGUACUUGAUUCAACCUAAAGUUCACAUUAACUUUUUUGGUUGAUUCUAAAAUAUAACCUGACACGGAACUUAAUACUUAAUGGUGGAUAAAGAGCCAUCAGGAAGGAGUAAGGGGCUAGACAAUUGUGGUUUAUUGUGGAGUCAGAAAGCCUCGGUCCUGUGUCUUUCAGCCUCAGUCUCCCUGUCUUAAACAAGGUACUUAUUCCUGGGUGACUCUAAGAACUAGUACAGUCAUGAUUGUGGAAGUUAUUCCUGGGUGACUCUAAGAACGUACAGUCAUGAUUGUGGAAGUUAUUCCUGGGUGACUCUAAGAACUAGUACAAUGAUGAUUGUGGAAGUUAUUCCUGGGUGACUCUAAGAACUAGCACAGUCAUGAUUGUGGAAGUGCUUUAUGUUUGUAAACUAUUGUUCAAAGGGUGGUGACAUUAUGUUUUUGGUGGAUUCCUCUGCGGAGAGGAAAAGUAUGUUGAUCAAUCUGAAUAAGCAAAAGAAUAGUUUUGGGGUAACGAUGUUCAAGAACUGUGUGUCUUUUAAUGACAUAUUUACAUUUACGAAGCUCUGCUCUUGUCCAUAAUAUAUAAAGAAACUACUAUGAAUCAAUAAGAAAAAAAUAGCCUAAUCUGAAAUGGACAUGUGUCAGAAGAGAAAAUAUGCAUGGCUUGACCAAUAAACAAUAGAAAAGGCGCUCAAUUUCAUGAGUAGUCAGGGAAAUGAAAACAAAAUCCACAUUGAGAUAUCAUUUUCAUUACCACUAUAUUGGCAAAUAAUUACAAAGUAUCACUAUCAAGCCUUGGCAAGGAUAUGAAACAAUUGGAAAUCUUAUACGAUGUUCUUGGGGCUGUCAAUUGGUAUAACAUUUGGCAACACUUAGUAGUGCUGCAUAGCCUAUAUCCUUGAUCCAGAAAUUCCAUGCCCUAGAAAUACACUUGCAUAGAUUUCCUGGGAAGCAUGUAUGAGAAUGUUCUUAGCAUCAUUCUAGGUAAUAACAGGGAAACUGCUUCUCCCUCUUCCUCUGCCCCUCCCCCCACUCAUGUUUUCUCUCUCUCUCUUUCUCUCAAAAAUAAAUAAAUAAAUAAAAUAUUUUAAAAAAAUAAAUGUUGGUAUAU